AUGGGCAACAGUAACCCACCUUCAUUCUGUAUCGUAUGUCCCGACCGGGUUAUCGAGCUGGUGGCUUCCUCAAGAGUACAGAUGGUGGAAUGGGUGAAUGAGGUUGAGGCAAGUCUUGUACGCCUGGGAAUCUUAAAGGUAAGUUUGAUUCUGCUAGGUUUAACUGAUGGGAGUAAUGACAGUGACUUUGUCUCACCUCAAGUCAUUGCAGAGUUGCUUCUGCAGCGGGGCAUCUCCAAAAAUAGGCAGAAUUCUCUCAUUUUAGACUCAGAAAAAUGUCAAUCAACAGGUGACACAUGGCCAGAACCUUGUACUGAGAUUUACAUUGAUAUGAGCAGGUCUCAUAUGGACCACAACAUGGAAGUCUGUGACAGUCUUUCUCCCAGCAUUCCACCUCAUUUGAUAGCAUCAUCAACCUUUGAACUUUCACAGAUCUCAGCAUCCAGUGACACAUCAGCAAGUGUGGACAAUGUCUGUGCAGUAUACACAUCACCUCAGUCUCCUGAGUCCCUUGAUAUCACCAUCAGAUCUGAGGAGGCUGUGGAAAACACCUACUCCCUUUUUCCUUGUCAACAAGAAACACCUUGGGAAAUUAUUGACAGCAAUGAUCUCGCUGUGGCAGUUGUACAGCAAACGCAAAAGCCAGUCGCACUACCACGAAAGACGAAGCCUAAAACAUCUUCUCACGUGUCUUCCAAAACUGCUUCUGCUGCAGAUGAAAACACAAAUGUCACAGUCUCUGACAGCUCUUGUGCAUGGCCUACGGUGGAGGUCUACAACAAUAGACAAAACUUUCCUCCAGGAGAGGAAAUGUACAACAAUGUACACAACAUGCCGCCUCCAGAGGAGGAAAUGUACAACAAUGUACAUGAGUUGCCUCCUGCAGGGGAGGAAAUGUACAACAAUUUACACACCUUGCCUCCUCCAGGGGAGGAAAUGUACAACAAUUUACACACCUUGCCUCCUGCAGGGGAGGAAAUGUACAACAAUUUACACACCUUGCCUCCUCCAGGGGAGGAAAUAUACAACAAUGUACACAACUUGCCUCCUGCAGGAGAAGAAAUGUACAACAACCUGCCUCAUACAACUGAUACUUACAGAAACUUGCAUGCUGAUGACAACUGCAAGAACUCAGUUUCUCUUAGUGCUGGCACUAGUAUCCUGGCUGAUAUUGGUAUGGGGGGCCAUGAAGGUGGCGGUUGUGGAGAUGUGUACACAAACCACAAACAUUCGAUUGAGUACUGCAAUAUGCUAAAUGCUGAAGGGGAUGACAGCAGAGGAGCAUCCCCUUCCCAGCUGCCAUCAGCCAAAGAUAAUCAUUCAGAGACAUCCAAGGACGAAAAUGAAAAUUUUUAUGGUUUAGUGUUUGACACUGGGCCUCCAUUAACCAGAGCUCCGCCCAUACCUCCUCUACCAUCUGGUCACUAUUCACACUCAUCCAGCCCACCGAAGGAUCACAGGGCAGCAUCAUCAAGUGCCAAAAAUCCAGCAGCUUCCUCUCUAGUCCAGUCAGCCUUCCACGCAGCAUCUUCUAACAAAUGCGCUAGUCUUCCCUCUGAAACCACACCUCCACUUCUGCUUCCACGCAAGACAAACUCCUUCCAUGCAUCUUUGCCAAGCAGCUGCACCACAAACACUGAGUCAAGAGAUGUCCUGCACAAAGGUUCAAAUCUCUACAACACUUUAAGCGUAGAUGACCAACCACCAGCUCUGCCAUCACGGAGUUCUCAGAGCUUCUUCAUCAAGAGACCACAGAUUACAGGGAUGUCUAGUAGUAAGAUCACCUCUAGUGAAAGCAGCAACAAACAAGCCGGCAAUGUCUCCAGAUUGUCCAGGACGAUGUUGCUGGACCGGGCUCACAGUCUGCACACCGUGGUCUCUCUCAAGCAGACACAGGCGGACAUCUUGCAGACGGAAAUCUCCUUGCCAAAUGUGACCUUGACAAUCACACAGAAAGCUGGACAUGGCAUCGCGCUGGUGGACUGGAACAGCUUCUCUUGUGUGGUGGGAUGGAAUCAGAAGGAUUUCCCCAGUCUCCAUGGCAAGCUACAUUUGGGCGACCUAGUCUUCAGUGUAAACGGGUCCCGGGUCACAAGUGCUGACACUGCCCAGAAGCUGCUCAAACAGGCGCCUUCCUCCAACAUUGAGCUCAUGCUCCACAGGAUGCCUUAUGCUCAAGUGUUUGCCAUCCACAGAAGUGCAGAGGGCCAGAGUCUUGGAAUCAAACGCAAUGGAGGCACAGGGGAGAUUAUCUAUGUGGAUCCCAAUGGUCUGGCUGCCCAGCACGGUCUGACACCGUACGCACAAAGUGUUUGUGGAACCGGCCGAUGCAACUGGUUUCUGGUGGAGAUCAAUAACCGACCUCUCAGUUUGUUCUUCAAGGAUGAUGAGAUUGACCAUCGACUGUCAGCUGUUGGUCGGGAAAUAUCCCUCGUUGUGCAACCAUCUGACUUCAUUUAUGAGAUCCGACGACGCUUCAAGAAGCUGAGGAAUUACAAACAGUUUAUCACCCAAUAG
Candidula unifasciata is the source of this 2517-nucleotide messenger RNA. The record is from the annotation of a GenBank genome assembly. NCBI's taxonomy places the organism in Eukaryota, Metazoa, Mollusca, Gastropoda, Stylommatophora, Geomitridae.